AUGUCGGCCUCGCUCGCUCCCGAAUGCAAUGAGGUUAAGGAGCGGUAUGACUCGUGUUUUCUUAAGUGGUACAGCGAGAAAUUUCUACGAGGCAAUGCUUCAACCGACGAAUGCGAACCACUAUUCAAAGAGUAUCGAUCGUGUCUAUCGCGAGCGUUGAAGGAUAAGGGCAUCGAAAAUAUGCUCGAGGAAGCCAGGCAAGAUAUGAAAGAAAAUGACACCCAUCAUCUUCGACGAUCAUAA
This is a messenger RNA of Xylona heveae TC161, 243 nucleotides long. RefSeq lists its product as hypothetical. The transcript is spliced from 4 exons. Bases 1 to 243 code for a protein of 80 amino acids. Lineage: Eukaryota; Fungi; Ascomycota; Xylonomycetes; Xylonales; Xylonaceae. The record is from RefSeq and is a predicted model, not a curated record.